GGUAGAGUUUUUUGUUCAAUCAAGCCAUUCGAUCCGAGCCAUCCAACAAAUCCAUGGAGGUGGACCAUAAGUUCUUCAAUGUUGGUCUCCUAGUCGUUGUGACUAUUAUCGUGGCAAAACUAGUAUCGGCACUUGUAACGCCCAAAUCAAAGAAACGCCUACCGCCGGUUGUCAAAUCCUGGCCGGUCUUUGGCGGACUGGUCCGUUUCUUGAAAGGACCCGUGGUGAUGCUCAGAGAGGAAUACCCCAAGCUUGGGAGUGUUUUCACUCUAAAUCUGUUGAACAAGAAUAUCACUUUCUUCAUUGGCCCAGAGGUCUCUGCCCAUUUCUUUAAGGCGUCGGAGUCCGAUCUCAGUCAGCAAGAGGUGUACCAGUUCAAUGUGCCCACUUUCGGGCCUGGGGUAGUCUUCGAUGUUGAUUACUCCAUAAGGCAAGAGCAGUUCAGAUUCUUCACAGAGUCUCUGAGAGUCAAUAAAUUGAAGGGUUAUGUGGAUCAGAUGGUUAUGGAAGCUGAGGAAUACUUCUCAAAAUGGGGGAACAGUGGUGAGGUGGACAUAAAAUAUGAACUGGAGCAUCUAAUUAUCAUAACAGCCAGUAGAUGCCUUUUGGGUGAAGAAGUUCGUAAUAAGCUCUUUGAUGAUGUGUCGGCUCUCUUCCAUGAUCUUGAUAGUGGUAUGCUCCCCAUCAGUGUUAUCUUCCCAUACCUUCCUAUCCCAGCCCACAGCCGUCGUGACCAAGCUCGCAAGAAGCUUGCAGAUAUAUUUGCUACCAUUAUAGCUUCUCGUAAACAAACUGGCAAGUCAGAAAAUGACAUGUUACAAUGCUUUAUGGAAUCCAAGUACAAAGAUGGUCGCCAAACAACCGAGUCUGAGGUCACUGGUCUGCUUAUUGCUGCUCUCUUUGCCGGUCAGCACACUAGUUCCAUCACUUCCACUUGGACUGGGGCAUACCUCCUCCGUCACAAGGAAUACAUGACUGCUGUGUUAGAUGAGCAGAAGAACCUGAUGAGAAAGCAUGGGAACAAGGUUGAUCAUGAUAUCUUGUCUGAGAUGGAAGUAUUGUACCGGUGCAUAAAGGAAGCCCUGAGACUCCACCCUCCUUUGAUAAUGCUUUUGCGUAGCUCACAUAGGGAUUUCAGUGUUACAACCAGGGAAGGGAAAGAGUAUGACAUUCCGACGGGCCAUAUUGUGGCCACAUCUCCAGCUUUUGCCAAUCGACUUCCACAUGUAUAUAAGGAUCCAGAUUCAUAUGACCCUGACAGGUUUUCUCCUGGGAGAGAAGAAGAUAAGGUAGCUGGGGUAUUCUCUUAUAUAUCUUUUGGUGGUGGCAGGCAUGGUUGUCUUGGGGAACCAUUUGCAUAUCUGCAGAUAAAGGCAAUAUGGAGUCACUUGUUGAGAAAUUUUGAGUUGGAAUUGAUCUCACCUUUUCCAGAGAUUGACUGGAAUGCUAUGGUUGUGGGUGUAAAAGGGAAGGUUAUGGUGCGGUACAAGCGCAGGGAGCUUUCUGUUAGCUAAUUAGUAACAAAAUGGUUGCCAAAUCAUUGUGAAUGCUUUGGCUGUUUAAAUUAUGCAUUUGGCCUCUUGGUUGCCAUGACUCCUUUGAUAUGUUGAUUUCAGCGUCUAUGUCUUUCCUUUAAUAUGUGUUGCUUCAAAUGACUUUUAAGUUGUUUUAUUGGAUUGUGGUAAUCUCAGUUUGUAUUGGAAUUAGUUUCAUCUUUUUGUUAUGUUUUCAUGAUGUUAGUAAUUUCUAGAACAUUGGUUUUGUUGACUU
Molecule: messenger RNA, 1770 nt
Organism: Ilex paraguariensis (yerba mate)
Lineage: Eukaryota; Viridiplantae; Streptophyta; Magnoliopsida; Aquifoliales; Aquifoliaceae
Source: the annotation of a GenBank genome assembly